AUGGCUAAGAGAAAAGCGACAUGGAUCACCGAGGGCUCACCAGCUUUGAAGAAGAGAAGAGUAACGUCAUACAACAAAUAUGAUAGCUUGAAAGUAAAGGUUGAAAGUCCGAGAUUAAUUUUUCCCAACGAAGAAGACGAUGCUGAUGAUAUGGAGUUACUACUGCGGCCAGACCCUAAUACUUCAAAUCAAGAAACAUUUGUGGAUGGUGGUACCGAAGGACUCACCGAGGAAGAUCCAAUAUACCUGAGCUCAAGUGAUGACGACGACGAUGACGAAGAAGAUGAAGAUGAUGAAGAAACACCGCCUUUGACCUCUUCAGCUACAGAACCUUCAGACCACGAAAGCACGUUACAAAACAGGGAGUCAAACUCACAAAAAUACAAUGAAUUGCCGUCCUCAACUACAGAUCCACUCAAAAGCAGCCAAGGUGCUUUACAGCAUUCACAAUCAGAAGUUCCCCAGACUGUCCCUCUUGACUUUGCCGAAGAUGAUGAUUUUGGAGUUUUUGAUUUUGGAAAUAGCUAUAAUGAUUUCGUACCAGAUUCAGAGCCUGAGAUAACACCAAAUAAUGCUAUAGAGGAUAAAGAGUCAAUGAAAGCGGCCCAAAAAAAUGGGGUGCCCGGUGAUGGCUUGGAGCAAGACCAUCAAGGGGAAGAUUCAAAUAAUGAAAAUGAAGAAAGCACAACAGAUGACCAUGUUGCGGCAAAUGGCAUUGAAGAGCCUAUAGACAAUGAAAUAGAGCAACAGAGCUUUGAGGACGAUGAUUCAGAUGAUUCAACAAUUGAAAUAGUGGAUGUGAGACCUAUUCCACCUAAAAUAAGCAUUGAAAGAUUAGAAGAAUUAAUUGAUAGAACAAGGUAUAAAGGCCUAUUGAAGAGGGUAUCAGCUCGAAACCUAAUGAGAUCUCGUAUUCAAAGUGAGCAAAUGCAGAAAUUCAUUGAAAGCAUUAUGAGGGACACACCAUGA
Molecule: messenger RNA, 969 nt
Organism: Hansenula anomala
Lineage: Eukaryota; Fungi; Ascomycota; Saccharomycetes; Phaffomycetales; Wickerhamomycetaceae
Exons: 1
Coding region: 1-969 (322 amino acids)
Source: RefSeq, a predicted model, not a curated record